AGUGGAGGAAGAGGACAGAUGGGGUCUGAGCCCACAGCUGCCUCAAAGUGACCACGGACCAAGCAGUGUGUCAUGAAUAAACAAGGCCACCUUCACUCCCCCAGAAAAGAAGAAACGCUCCUCUGAAAUCCAUCACCUUUUGGGAGUCUUCAAAGUAACCAAGGAUUGAAAAGAGCUGGUGUCCAGGCCCCUGCCUUCCUGUCCGCAGCAGACAGAGUGCAUGAGCGCCUCUCGACUUAUGUCCGACAUGUCCUCCCAUGACUCCUACGACUCCCUGUCGGACGCGGCGGAAGAUGGCGAGCACACAGACUUCCUGCCCGGGCUGUCGGCCUUCCUCAGCCAGGAGGAGAUAGACAAGAGUCUGGACCUGGCCCGCAGAGCCAUAGCCAACUCAGAGACGGAGGACUGCGACUCGGAAAGGGAGGACUCACAGAUUUUCAGCCCCUCUCCUGGGAGCCUCUGGGCGUCGCCUCCCCCUCAGGAGGCCAGGCCGGGUGAGCACGCGACCCCAGGGACGCCCGGCGCCCACAGGCCUGCACCUGUCCCGCCGCUGCCAGCAGAGCGAGCCGAGCGCAUCUCCUCGCCUGCGUCCAGGAGGAAGCCCGGCGUCCCGCCCCUGCUGGCCCGGCCCAGCUACAUCCGGAGCCUCCGCAGGGCAGGGCAACACGGUGCCAAAGCCCCCGGCGCCAGUGCCAAGCCCAGAGCCGCGCACGGGGGCAGGGCCGGGCCCCAGGGCCCGCUGUGCAACAAGGCGGCCACCCUCAUCGAGGAGCUGACGGCCAUCUUCAGAGAGACCUCCAAGCCGAGAACCAGGAACCCCAACGGGGAGUCCUCCUCCCCGGACAGCGGGUACCUGUCCCCGAAGAACCAGCUGUCAGCCCCGAUGAGCGCCUCGGCCAGCCGGAGCCCCACCGGGGACCAGCAGGAGGUGGAAGCCGGGGCCGAGCCCCUGGAGCCCGGGCAUCACCUCGCGGCGGCCCGGGACGUGGUCCAGCCCAGCCGGAGCCCCUCUCCCCCGGCCGCCCGCCACCUGCUGGCCGCUCCCCGGUUCAUCCAGAAGCUGCGGAGCCAAGAGGUGGCGGAAGGAAGUCGGGUGUACCUCGAGUGCAGAGUCGCCGGGAACCCACCGCCUCGGGUCAGAUGGUUCUGUGAGGGGAUCGAGCUGCACGACAGUCACGACAUCCAGAUCCGCUGGGACGGGGGUGACCUGCACACGCUGGUCAUAGCCGAGGCCUUUGAGGACGACACGGGGCGCUACACCUGCCUGGCCGCGAACCCCGGGGGCUCUGACACCACAUCCGCCGAGGUGUUCAUUGAAGGUGCCAGUUCAACAGAUUCUGACAGUGAAAGUUUAGCGUUCAAAUCAAAACCUGGAGCCAUGCCACAGGCUCAGAAGAAAACAACUUCCGUCUCCUUGACGAUAGGAUCAUCCUCCCCAAAGACAGGGGUGACCACAGCUGUGAUUCAGCCACUGUCUGUCCCUGUUCAACAGGCUCCCAGCCCCACCUCGUGCCUCUGCCGGCCAGAUGGAACCGCAGCCGCCUGCUUCCCGCCUGUUUUCACCAAGGAGCUGCAAAGCAUCUCAGCCUCCAAGGGACAGGCGGCCGUGCUGGAGUGCCGGGUCCGGGGCACGCCCCCGCUGCAGGUCCAGUGGUUCCGACAAGGCAGCGAAAUCCAGGACUCUCCGGACUUCCGGAUCCUGCAGAAAAAACCUCGAUCCACAGCUGAACCUGAGGAGAUCUGCACCCUCGUUAUAGCAGAGACGUUCCCCGAGGACGCCGGGAUCUUCACGUGCUCGGCGAGCAACGAUUACGGGUCAGCGACCAGCACUGCCCAGCUGGUGGUCACCUCAGCCAACAUGGACACCUGCGGCUAUGACUCAGCCAGAGAGGCCAGCAGUGGCUGCUUCCAGCCCUCCCCGCUGCCCACUCCAAUCUGGGAGACCGCCUCUUUCGAGUUGGCUUCCCAGAAACCAGCUGAGAUCCAGCACGUGACCGGCCCAGUGUUCGGGCGGAGCCUGGCGGCCCUUCAGUUCAAUCCCACUGCGGAGAGGGAAACCAACGGCGUCCACCCGGGCCACGGAGUGAAUGGACUGGUGAACGGCAGGGCUGAUGGUGGCAAAGCUCUUCCCAGCGCGGCUGUUCUGCUGUCACCCGCAAAGGAACCCCCGCCUCUGCUUGCCAAACCGAAACUGGACGCGCUCAAGAUCCAGCAGCUGCAGCAGCAGAUCCGCCUGGAGCGCGAGGCCCGCGCGCGCCCCUCGCCGCCCGCGUCCCCGGAGCCCCCGGAGCCGCGCCCGGAGCCCAUGAGCGCGCUCGCCGCCCGCCCCGCGCCCGCCGCCCGCCCCGCGCCCAACAUGCAGGCCUCCGGCUCCUUCAGCUACGCGCGCCCCAAGCAGUUCAUCGCCGCGCAGAGCCUGAGCCCCGGCGCGCCCCGGCCCCCGACGCCCGCGUCCCCGCCGCCGCCCGAGGCCGAGGCCCCGUGGAGCGCGCUCCCGCCGCCGCCGCCGCCGCUCAGCCCGCCGGCGGCCGCCCCCGGGCCCGACGCCUUCCCGCCGCCGCCGCCGCCGCCACCGCCGCCGCCGCCCGGCCCGGGCUCCACGCCCCGCGCCGCGCGCCCCGGCCCCGCGCCCGCCGCGCUGCUCCGCGCCCUGCUGCCCUCGCCGCCGCCGCCCGCCGCCGCCGUCUCGGCCGGCGUCUCCGCGCUCGGCCUGCCCCGCGCCGCCCCUGCCGCGGGACUGCCCAAGAAGGCCAGCAGGACCGCCAGGAUCGCCUCGGACGAGGAGAUCCAGGGCUCGAAGGACGCCGUCAUCCAGGACCUGGAGCGGAAGUUGCGCUUCAAGGAGGACCUGCUGAACAACGGGCAGCCGAGGUUGACAUACGAGGAAAGGAUGGCUCGGCGGCUGCUGGGCGCCGACAGCGCGACCGUCUUCAACGUCCAGGAGCCUGAAGAGGAGGCGGCCAGCCAGGACGCUGGGUCUCCUCAUGCUUCUGUAGGGAGCCCUCUGGAUGGUCAAAAGGAGUACAGAGUCUCCAGCUGUGAGCAGAGGCUCAUCAGUGAAAUCGAGUACAGGCUGGAAAGGUCCCCUGUGGAGGAAUCAGGGGAAGAGGUUCCCUGUGGGGACGCGUCUGUGGAGAGUGGAGUGGCCCCAUUCUUCGAGAUGAAGCUGAAGCAUUUCAAGAUCUUUGAGGGGAUGCCCGUGACCUUCACAUGCAGGGUGACCGGCAAUCCAAAGCCGAAGACCUACUGGUUUAAAGAUGGGAAGCAGAUCUCUCCCAAGAAUGAUCACUACAGCAUCUGGAGCGACCCUGAUGGGACCUGCUCUCUGCAUACCGCGGCCUCCACCCUGGACGAUGACGGGAAUUACACGAUCAUGGCUUCGAGCCCUCAGGGCCGCGCCAGCUGCACGGGACGCCUGAUGGUGCAGGCCGUGAACCAGAGAGGCCGCAGCCCCCGCUCGCCCGCCGGCCAGCCGCACGGCAGAAGGUCUCGUUCGAGAUCCAGGGACAGCGCCGACGAAGGCGAACCGAUUCAGGAGCGGUUCUUCCGGCCGCACUUCCUGCAGGCUCCCGGCGACCUGACGGUCCAGGAGGGCCGGCUCUGCAGGAUGGACUGCAAGGUCAGUGGGCUGCCAACCCCCGAUCUCAGCUGGCUGCUGGACGGCAAGCCCAUCCGCCAGGACAGCACCCACAAGAUGCUGGUGCGAGAGAACGGGGUGCACUCUCUGAUCAUCGAGCCCGUCACAGCCCAGGAUGCCGGCAUCUACACGUGCAUGGCCACCAACCGGGCUGGACACAACUCCUUCAGCCUGGAGCUCGUGGUCGCAGCUAAGGAAGCGUACAAGCCCCCCGUGUUCCUCGAGAAGCUGCAGAACACGGGGGUGGCGGACGGGUUCCCGGUGCGGCUGGAAUGCCGGGUGUCCGGGGCGCCGCCGCCGCAGAUAUUUUGGAAGAAGGAAAACGAGUCGCUCACUCACAGCACGGACCGCGUGAGCCUGCACCAGGACAACUACGGCUACGUGUGUCUGCUCAUCCAGGGAGCCACCAAGGACGACGCUGGCUGGUACACGGUGUCGGCCAAGAACGAGGCGGGGAUCGUGUCCUGCACGGCCCGGCUGGACGUCUACACCCAGUGGCAGCAGCCCCCGCCGAGCACCAAGCCGAAGCGGGUGCGGCCCUCGGCCAGCCGCUACGCCGCGCUCUCGGACCAGGGACUCGACAUCAGGGCCGCGUUCCAGCCCGAGGCCAGCCCGUCCCACCUGAUGCUGAGCCCCGGCCUGGUGGAGAGCGAGGACCUGUGAGCCGGCGCUCUCCGCCGAGCCCGGACACUGAAACCGCCGCUGCCUUGACCCACACCCUCCUCUGUCACGGGACGUAAAAGGCAGAGACAUACCUUUGGCUCUAAGAAACAAAAGGACACCAAAAUCCUACUUUUCUUCCUGGCAAACCAGACGUAGAGGCUGUGUACGCGACGCGGAUCGAUAGGAAUGCACACCUUGCACGCAGAACUCACAUUCAUCAGCCAGUUUAAAACUUUGGGAAGUGCUGUGAUUCAGGGGGUCUGAAAUGCCAAAGUGCUCACGGAAAAAAGGUGACCACGACCUGUGUUGUCCCGAGUGUCUUCACUAGCGUAGGUGCUGCCACGCAGCGUGAGCUCGGCGGGCUCCCCGGAGGUGGCUGCACCA
Kogia breviceps (pygmy sperm whale) is the source of this 4684-nucleotide messenger RNA. RefSeq names its product palladin, cytoskeletal associated protein (gene PALLD). Gene Ontology annotation, molecular function: axon guidance receptor activity. The record is from RefSeq and is a predicted model, not a curated record. NCBI's taxonomy places the organism in Eukaryota, Metazoa, Chordata, Mammalia, Artiodactyla, Physeteridae. Gene Ontology annotation, cellular component: axon; plasma membrane; neuronal cell body. Gene Ontology annotation, biological process: synapse organization; homophilic cell-cell adhesion.